CGGGGGAAGGGGACUAGCUUACUCGCCAGAGCUGAGCCGAUCUGCAGGGGGCAAUCCUCGCCUGCCAGUGGAAUCACUCUGGUACAUCGCGUCUAUCCCAAGCUGUGCAGUAGAGCCAUACGGCAUUUCCUGCACACGCUAGCACUCGCGUUUAGGCGGAUAGAGAGAGGGGGAGGAGAGAGUGAGCAGAAGGGAGUGCGAGAGAGAGAGAGAGUUAAGCGCAGGGAGCGAGUGAGGUCUUGUGUCUCCCUUGCCGAUAGUAAAUCUAUCUGAUAGCCUACUGAACGCACAUUGGGGUAUGAGAAAAGGAUUGGGGAAACAAUAGAGUGCACGGACCCUUUCAUUCUGUGUUCUAACCAAGAAAAGGCGGCCAGAUUGUGGCUUGGAGAAGGAUUAAGUGUGUUCUGAGAUCAGUAUAAAACGGAUGUGUGCUCCAGUGGCGAGCGAGGACUGAAGUUGGAUUCUGAAACGAUAGGAGGAAAAAACGUUUUUAUUUGUUUCAGCAACAAACAAAACAAGGUGAAGGUGCGACCUCUGUGCCGCCGGUCGCGUUUGAGCACCAUGAUUCUGCCUUGUUGGAUGGCGUUGGCAUUGCUCCCGUCGCUACUGGGGGAGACUGCACUGGGCCAAAGAUGGACUCCCUCCCUAGAGAAGAGGAGACCGGUGGACAUGGAGGGGUCGAGCAACGAUGAAUUUAUUGACGAUGAGGACCUCUUCUCGGGCUCUGGCUCUGGCUUGGUUCCAGAGAUGGAGGUGAGGCCUACAGCUAUGGGCGUUACCUUCACUACAGAAGAGCCUCUCCCUCUGUCCACGACCCAGGCCACCUCCCCGGCCCCCUCCGCCCCGCCCGCCGCCGAGCCCAGCAACACCCCCGUCUGGAGCCCGACUGGGGAGGGCGAAGGGCCGUGGGAGCCUGAGAAAGAGAGAGAGCCAGAGAGAGAAAGGGAAAAAGAGGUAGAAGGAGAGAGGGAACAGGAGAAGGAGAGAGAACGAGAACGAGAGAGAGAGAGGGAGAGGGAACGAGAGAGAGAGAGGGAGAGGGAAAAAGAAAGGGAGCGGGAGAGGGAAAAAGAAAGGGAGAGGGAAAGAGAGAGGGACCGGGAAAGAGAACGAGAGAGGGAGAGGGAACGAGAAAGAGAGAGGGAGCGGGAACGAGAGAGAGACAGGACCAGAGUUCUACUGGCCACAGACUCUCCGAGAUCCCCUGCUGCAGUCCCCAUGGCCACCACCAGCUCUGCCACUACUCCAGCGCAGAGCUCAGUGCCCCCUAGCAGUGUGGAGGACUUCAGCACCGCCAUAGAGGAAGAAGAGGAGGAGGUGGAUGUGUUCAUCCCCGUGGGCCCGACAGAGCCGGUCCCCACCAGCCGAAUUGAGUCCACCACACAGAUCACCACUUCCACCACACCUGUCCCAACAACCACCCUCACCACCACCACCAGUACCCUAGUGCCCUCUACUACAGCCCCACCCACUACCCCGACAGCUGCCCCCACCACUGCCAAACCCAGGACCAGGCCUCCCAGUGCCGACUCGCUGUGGCCACGGGCCCCGAAGACCACGCCCAGCCAGGCCACGCCCACGGAGUCCAGCACACGUCUUCAGACCCCCUCCACAGUGCAGCCUCGUGCUCCGGAGGAGGGGCUCAAUAACGAGGUGGCCGGCGCUGGUCCCAGCGGAGACUUUGAAAUCCGGGAGGAGGACACUCGCUCGCCCAACGAGGUGGUGCAAGGGGGCAAGGUCGCGGUCGAGACGGGGGCGGAGCCAGACCUGAUUGGCAACACGGUGGAUACAGGGAGUUCUGCUGCUCAGCUGCCUCAGAAGAACAUCCUGGAGAGGAAGGAGGUGCUGAUAGCGGUGAUAGUAGGGGGCGUGGUGGGUGCCCUCUUCGCGGCGUUCCUGGUCAUGCUCCUGGUUUACCGCAUGAAGAAGAAGGACGAGGGGAGCUACACCCUGGAGGAACCCAAGCAGGCCACCGUCACCUACCAGAAACCAGACAAGCAGGAGGAGUUCUAUGCAUAACGCUGACAGCCCGAACCCCCCCGUCCCGCCCCCCACCUCCCCCGACCCUCCACCUCCGCUCUCCUGAUCUCCUCUUCUCCUCUUCGCUUCUCUUGUCUCAUCUUCUGAGUUUCUGUCCUCUUUUUGCCCUUCCCCCCCCACCCCCGAGAGUGCCUACAGUAUCUCUCCAUGGACUCUGAGGUUUCGUUUCAACUAAAAAGGAGACACAGGAAGAAAAUGUAAAGCAAGAAAGAAAAAAGAAGUCAAUUCAAACACGUACACAAAAAGUUUCUUUUUUUAGAUAAUUGUUAUUAAUAUUAUAGUAGUUAUUGUUAUAUGAUAUAAUGAAAUGAUUAUUUUGUAAAAAUAAGAUAUACACAAAAACAACACUAGCUCUUUAAUUCUGGUCCCAGCACAGUGCUGCUGUUUUACUUCAUGGAACUGGUGAUGUUCCCGAGAGAAGGGGGGGGGGGUGAUGCAAGCAAGGCAGAGAUAGGCGAAGGAGAAGGAGAGAGAGAAAGAGAAGGAGAGCAGACAGGUUAACGGAGGCGGGAGGCCUUGUUUUCCCUAUGUUGCAGUGGUUGUCCCUCAGCCUGCCUGGUGGGCGAGCGAGCGAGUGAGUGAGUGAGCGAGUGGUCACACAAACAUGGCGGUCACACAGACAUGGACCCUGGAGUCUCCAUGCUGUGCCUUUCAGUCCCCGGUGCUAAUGACGUGGUCUCUGCAGUGAUGGAUAAGGCUCUGUGUGUGUGUGUGUGUGUGUGUGUGUGUGUGCUGCCCCCAGCUCCUGCCGUCCCUGUGUGCUUUUACCAGUACACCUGCACACUGCCUCCCCUCUGCCUCAGCACCACUCUGUGUGUGUGUCACUCUCUCCCACACACACUCACGCACACACGCACACAUAGCCACACACACACACACGCACGCGCAUACAGCCACACACACACGCAUACAGCCACACAGACACACACGCUCACACGCUCUCACACACCCGCGGGGGAGUUAUAAAUGCUCUGUAUGCCAGAUGCUUGUGUGUCAUGGGUGUGGGGAGAGGGAAGAUGGGAGUCACUGUCGGACUGCAAGCCCACCCCUGUGGCCCAGAGCUGAAGUACCCUGCAAGCAGACUCCCCCCCCCUCCCCAAACACACACCUGUGAGCUACCUCCCACUGUCUGCCCUGCUGGUUUGACCCCUGCACCCACGCGCGUGCAGGCCGUACAGUUGGGCCCCUCACGUGAGACUCCCAAACCAGGCCCUAUAUCAUGCCUGACUACGUAUCUCAUGACAACGUAUCUCCUCUCUUGAGAUAAUUAAUUUUCCUUCUGCUCUUUGUAAGGCGUCUUUGUGAUGCUUCUCUGUAAAAAGAAGGCUGAGAAAUUGAACGUGGCGGCCAUUUCGGACGGAAGUAAGCAUUCCUCUUCACGUAAGAGAUUUACAUACGUGAGAAGCAGCGCUCCCGUCUCCGUAGGUACUUCAGCUAAGCUGGCGUUUGCCACCAGGCGUGUGUACAGCAGGCUGAAUGGCCCUGGCCCAAUACUGAGCCUACUGCCGCUCCCCAGCUAGUACCAGAAUCCGUCUUUCUUGUACCAAUUUCUUUUUGUUUUUUGUUUUUUGUUUCUUUUGAGGGGGGGGUCUAGCAGGAAGUUGGUCUUUUGUGCUUCUGUGAGUCCCUCCCGUUUGGGGAUGCAGAUGAGACCCGAGCUUGGGCUGAGCCCAGUGCUCCAGUGUUGUUGUUGUGAGGUUUCCAGAACGUUCUCCAUUUGCUAGGAGUCCCCCGCCUGUCCACACAGUGCCAGAGUUCAGUCACCAUUUCUGUGCUGUAAAAAAUACAUGUAUAAAAAAAAUAUAAUAACAAUGAAAAAAAGUGAUACAUGUGAUCAAUAGUGGUAAUAACGAUCAAUAAUAUAUCAACACUACAUGAAGGAAACAAAGUAUAAUAUAACAGGAGGACAUUUAUAUAGCUGUUUGGUAAAGUUUUAUUGAUGUAAAUAUCUUCAUUUCCUUUGUAUUCUUUUUUUCAUGACUCUACCCGUCUUUUGAUCAUGUGUCUUGGGUGGCAGGGUGGGAACUUCUCCUCUCCCCCUCCCCCCACAGACACACAGACCCGUGCAUAUCACAGGCAUACACACUGAAGAGAGAGCACCAUCAUCAUCAUCAUCAUCACCACCCCAAUCACUAUCAUAGCUGAUAGAGAUACACUAUUAUUCCAUAUCUCUAUCUUGGUAUUUUUUUUUAUUGUUCUUUCAUUGUUGUGUAAAAGCACAAGAUCUUAUUGUUUUGGGGUGUCUUGCUGGUGUUAAGACCUGAAUUCCUGUCACCUUACUGGUUGGCUUCUUCCCUGAUACUGGCCCAGUGCUUAGCCAGCGUUAGUGCAGCGUGUGGAUAACGUUUGGGCAACGUCUGGGUAGUAUUUUGGACAGCGAAAGCUCAGGGGGGUGGUUGGGAGUAACUUUUUUUUUUUCUAUUUUAAAGAUUGUAACAAUAACCAUAACAGUACAGGUGUACUUGUAGCUUAUAUAUCUUAUACUUAGUACUGUAGGCAAAUGCAAGUGUGAGUCAUGUUAUAUCUGUGUGUGUGUGUGUGUGUGUGAGUGUGUGUGUGAGAGAAAGAGAGAUAGAGAAUAGGAGAUGAAGAGUUGGUAUGUGUCUCUUUCUCUAAAGACAUGUGCAAGGACCUACCUGUUAUUACAGGUAUAUGUAUCUGUCCCUUGUGUUGGUGCGCGUGUGUGUCUGUGUGUGUGUGUCUGCCUGUCUGUGUGUGUGUUUGUGUCUAGUGUGCAAGUGUAGAUGGGGGGGUCAUCACCUGGGUGGAAUGUACCUGGAGCAGGUGUGCUUACCUGGUCCAACAGAUCUGAUUCUCUUCCAUUAUCAGGUAGUCGCACCCAAUCCCCCUCACUUCUCUCAUACUGUACUCGUUCAUCUACACUUUACCUGUCCUCUGCGUCCGAGCCUCACACCUGCAUCUACACCGCACCUGUCCUUUAGACUCACUCGUGUCACCUCCACCUGCCCAUAGACUCAUCUGUCUGGGUGCCCACCUCCACCUGCCCAUAGACUCACCUGUCUGGGUGCCCACCUCCACCUGUCCAUAGACUCACCUGUGUAAAUGUACACUGCACCUGUAGACUUCACCUGUCAUGAGUGUCACUCGAGACUAGAGCUACACCUCACUGUGGAAUGUUUUUUUACAGUGUUCACACACUCUUGCAGUGGAUUACUGGUUGUAAUCGGAGGUCUCUGCUCUGUACAGAACUUUGUCGAAUUCACUCACACUUUAGAUAUGAAAAGGAUCAUUUUAUAUACAUUCGCAGAUGUAUGAAUGAUGGUUUUUUUAUUUUAUUUUUUGUGAAUGAACUUCUCUAUAUGUUUGCUGUCUUUUCUAAGGUGAUGUUAAAAACAUAGGUGUUUGUACCCAUGUAAGCCUGAAUAUAGCCAAAUGAGAGGAGAGAGAUUUCUGUCUCUGUGCCACGCCCCAAACAAGGCUUCACUGAGACCGGAAAGGCGAAACGUUCUUUCUAUUUGCCCAUUGUGUUUUUAUACAUUCACAUUUUUAAAAUCUGAGUUGAUUGUUUUAUUGUUUUACUCGUCUGUGGGGGCUCUGCCGGUCCUCAGCGGGCGAGUCCUGUCACUAAUCUGCCACUCUGUUCUAAAUAAAAGGCCUGAUUGGGUACCAC
Messenger RNA from Anguilla rostrata (American eel), 5671 nucleotides. It is a transcript of the gene sdc3, whose product is annotated as syndecan 3. Gene Ontology annotation, cellular component: cell surface; membrane. Gene Ontology annotation, biological process: cell migration. Lineage: Eukaryota; Metazoa; Chordata; Actinopteri; Anguilliformes; Anguillidae. The transcript is spliced from 5 exons. The record is from RefSeq and is a predicted model, not a curated record. Bases 562 to 2019 code for a protein of 485 amino acids.